GAGUGGAUGUGAGGCUAUAGCACAAAUUUCCCCUCUCUCUACUUUGUGGCAAACAAACAAAAACAGAAUUCACUUCAGUUGAGUCAGUCUCUUCGUGUUAUUGUGUUGAGUCAAACGACAAAAGAUUUUGUUCUGAAAUUUUUUUCCAGCUUUUCCAAAUCGUCGCCAUUUUUCAUCAAAAAAUAUUUUUUAACUGUACCAGAUACUUGAAAGCAGCUUUAAAAAAUUGAAAAAAAGUUUAUUUUCAGAAAAAUUUCCUUCAAUUAGCAAAACUCGUGCAAUAGAAACAAAAAAUAAUUUUAAAAAGGCUUUGAACACGAGCAGCAGACUUUUUAUCUUCGCACCGAGGAACUUUUGUGUAGAAUGUUCAAUUCCCUUUUUAACUCUUUAUUCGGUAAAAGCAACAAGGAUAAUAAUUCUACUGAUUUAGACGAGAACUCGGGUGAUACUGAUAAGACGCAACAAGGCUUUAGUGAAGCUGAUAGCAAUGUAACUGCUAUUAUACUCGACGAAGACAAAGACUGGUUGUUUGUCGAGAAGGAAGUUGAAAGUGACACUAUCAGUAUUGAAGCGACGCCUAAAAACCUACAACUUGUACCUUUCAAAUCUAUUUUCACUAAUUUGGGCUCAAUUAACGAGACCGAUGAGAACUCAUUUUUAUCUGCGAACCUGCCUUCGCUUUUCCCCAACAGUAUGGACGAUUCCUGGUUCUUGACACCACCGGAAUGCUUCUCAUCUGUAUCGUCCAUUCAGCUGGAGAGCUCACCACUUGAAAAUUUGUUGAUCGAACAUCCUUCAAUGAGCGUUUACUACAAUUUUCGUAAGCGUGGCUCUUUAACCGCUAUUACCAACGGAAAUGUCAUUGACGACUUGGUUGUCCUCGAAAUGAGUCAAAAUGACAUUGAAGAAGAACAAGCUGAAAAGGUUUCUUCAAACAAACGGGGAAAACGCAACAAGAAAUCACGCUCGACUGGUGUCCAAAACACUGUUUCACUCGUCCUGGUGAAGAAAAACAAUAACGCGCAAAAGUCGCAAGACCCAAGAAGAACCAAUCCGGGAAAAACUGCUUUUGAACGCAACAAUAAAUGCUAUGCAUUGCGUCAUGCACCUAAACGUACAACGGUCAUUAAUCAGCCCUCAAGUCGCAUGAUGAUGAUCAACAAGAAAAACUAAACUAACACAUGUGACAAUUGACAACAGUUCUGAACUCUCGAUACGUCAAAAUUUUUCAAUUUAUUUUGUUCAUUAUUUCUACUUUAAAGCCAAAAUUGGAAAUUCAAGUGAAUGACGGUCAAUGUCACAGGUUCGCAAAAGAAACUCUUUUUUCAUUUGUUGUUGUUAUCUGGACAUUGACACCAUUCACUGAUAACAAAAGAAGAAAAAAAAUGUGAAAAUGAUAAAAAAUUAAGCAAAAAAAAAUAAUGUGUUCACAAACAAAAAUUUCAUUUUAUUUUGUUUUUAGUUGUAAGUCAUUCUAUGACAAAUUCGUGUGUGUGUAUUUGAAUGUUAUUCAUUAACAAUACAAGAAAGUAAACAUUAAUGUUUAAUUUAUUAUUCUGAUAUAUCUAUAUUAUAUAUUGAAGAAGAAAAGAAAGAGAAAUGAUUCGAUCUAUUAAAUUAUCUUCUAAGUUUUAAUUUUUAUGAAUAAACGUUGAAAGCUUUUCAAAGGGCAUGAACAUUCUUAACGAAAAAGUUUGUUCGAAUUUAUCUGAAAGCUAUCAGACAGAUCAAUCAUGUGACGGAGAGAUCAGUGUACCUUUUUUUCUCGGUUGAUAAAGCAAUGUUACAAACUAUAUAAUCUAUCUUAUUAAAAUAAAAUUUAAUGUAAAUUCACAAUCAUCUCAAUAGAAGAACGAAAAGAAA
This is a messenger RNA of Clunio marinus, 1863 nucleotides long. The record is from the annotation of a GenBank genome assembly. NCBI's taxonomy places the organism in Eukaryota, Metazoa, Arthropoda, Insecta, Diptera, Chironomidae.